AUGCCGAGCAGCUCGGACACGGCGCUGGGGGGAGGCGGGGGCCUGAGCUGGGCGGAGAAGAAGUUGGAGGAACGCCGCAAGCGGAGGCGAUUCCUGUCCCCUCAGCAGCCGCCGCUGCUGUUGCCGCUCCUGCAGCCGCAGCUCCUGCAACCGCCGCCGCCCCCGCCGCCUCUGCUCUUCCUGGCUGCUCCCGGCACGGCCGCCGCCGCAGCCGCCGCCGCCGCGGCCUCCUCCUCUUGCUUCAGCCCGGGCCCCCCUCUGGAGGUCAAGCGGCUGGCGAGAGGCAAGAGGCGCGCAGGAGGGCGGCAGAAGCGGCGCCGCGGGCCCCGCGCCGGGCAGGAGGCGGAGAAGCGUCGGGUCUUCUCGCUGCCCCAGCCGCAGCAGGACGGCGGUGGCGGUGCUAGUAGCGGCGGGGGUGUGACCCCGCUGGUGGAAUACGAGGAUGUGAGCUCCCAGUCCGAGCAGGGGCUGCUGCUGGGGGGGGCCAGCGCGGCAACGGCGGCGACGGCUGCCGGGGGAACGGGGGGCAGCGGCGGGAGUCCGGCCUCCUCCUCCGGCACCCAGCGGCGCGGGGAGGGGUCGGAGCGCAGGCCCCGCCGGGACCGCCGCAGCAGCAGCGGCCGCAGCAAGGAGCGCCACCGCGAGCACCGGCGGCGGGACGGGCAGCGCGGCGGCAGCGAGGCCUCCAAGUCCCGCAGCCGCCACAGCCACAGCGGCGAGGAGCGGGCCGAGGCCGCUAAGAGCGGCAGCAGCAGCAGCAGCGGCGGCCGCCGGAAAAGCGCCUCGGCCACGUCUAGCAGCAGCAGUAGCCGCAAGGAUCGAGACCUGAAGGCUCACCGGAGCCGGACUAAGUCGUCCAAGGAGCCGCCUUCGGCCUACAAGGAGCCGCCCAAGGCCUACCGGGAGGACAAGAGCGAGCCCAAGGCCUACAGGCGGCGGCAGCGGUCCCUGAGCCCGCUGGGAGGCCGGGACGACAGCCCGGUGUCCCACAGGGCCUCGCAGAGCCUGAGAAGCCGCAAGUCCCCCAGCCCAGCAGGAGGUGGCAGCAGCCCGUACUCUCGGCGGCUGCCACGCUCCCCGAGCCCCUACAGCCGCCGCCGCUCCCCCAGCUACAGCCGCCACAGCUCCUACGAGCGGGGCGGCGACGUGUCCCCGAGCCCCUACAGCAGCAGCAGCUGGCGCCGCUCCCGGAGCCCCUACAGCCCGGUGAUCAGACGUUCUGCCAAAUCCCGAAGCAGAAGCCCAUAUUCCUCUAGGCAUUCAAGAUCUCGUAGCAGGCACAGGUUGUCUCGAUCCAGAAGCCGUCACUCUAGCAUUUCUCCUAGCACACUAACUCUGAAGAGUAGCCUGGCAGCCGAGUUGAACAAGAAUAAAAAAGCACGGGCUGCAGAGGCAGCAAGAGCUGCAGAAGCCGCAAAAGCUGCAGAAGCAGCUAAGGCUGCUGAGGCUGCUGCCAAAGCUGCCAAAGCCUCCAACACUUCUACACCUACGAAGGGGAGCACGGAGACGGGUGCCAGUGCAUCUCAAACAAACCAUGUGAAGGAUGUGAAGAAACUGAAAACAGAACACGCACCUUCUCCGUCAAGUGGUGGGACUUUAAAAAACGACAAGGCAAAAACAAAGCCACCUCUUCAGGUAACCAAGGUGGACAAUAAUUUGAUUGUAGAUAAAGCCGCCAAGAAAGCAGUUGUAGUUGGGAAGGAGAGUAAGUCUGCUGCUACAAAGGACGAACCAGUAUCUCUUAAAGAGAAAACCAAACCACUUACACCAAGUUUAGGAGCCAAGGAGAAGGAGCAACAUGUGGCUUUAGUGACCUCUACGUUACCACCGUUACCUUUGCCUCCCAUGCUGCCUGAAGAUAAAGAUGCCGAUAGCUUACGAGGAAAUAUUUCAGUAAAAGCAGUUAAAAAAGAAGUAGAGAAGAAACUACGAUGUUUACUUGCUGAUUUACCACUGCCCCCUGAGCUACCAGGAGGAGAUGAUCUCUCAAAGAGUCCAGAAGAAAAGAAAACAACAACACAGUUACAUAGUAAAAGGAGGCCUAAAAUAUGUGGGCCUCGCUAUGGUGAAAUCAAAGAAAAAGAUAUUGACUGGGGAAAACGCUGCGUGGAUAAAUUUGAUAUCAUCGGAAUUAUUGGAGAAGGUACCUAUGGACAAGUUUACAAGGCCAGGGAUAAAGACACUGGAGAAAUGGUAGCCUUAAAGAAAGUACGUCUAGAUAAUGAAAAGGAAGGCUUUCCAAUUACAGCAAUUCGAGAAAUUAAAAUUCUCCGGCAGCUUACCCACCAGAGUAUUAUCAAUAUGAAGGAAAUAGUGACUGAUAAAGAAGAUGCUUUGGAUUUUAAGAAGGAUAAAGGUGCAUUUUAUCUGGUGUUUGAAUAUAUGGACCAUGAUCUGAUGGGACUACUGGAAUCAGGCUUGGUUCAUUUUAAUGAAAAUCACAUAAAGUCAUUUAUGAGACAGCUUAUGGAAGGCCUGGAUUAUUGUCAUAAGAAGAACUUUUUGCAUAGAGAUAUUAAAUGUUCAAAUAUUCUUCUAAAUAAUAGAGGGCAAAUAAAACUUGCAGAUUUUGGACUUGCUCGAUUGUAUAGCUCAGAAGAAAGUCGGCCGUAUACUAACAAGGUCAUCACUUUAUGGUACCGUCCACCUGAACUGCUGUUGGGAGAAGAAAGAUACACACCAGCCAUUGAUGUAUGGAGCUGUGGAUGUAUCCUCGGUGAACUCUUCACUAAAAAACCUAUAUUUCAAGCAAAUCAGGAACUUGCACAACUAGAAUUAAUAAGCCGUAUAUGUGGGAGUCCAUGUCCUGCAGUGUGGCCUGAUGUAAUCAAACUACCGUAUUUCAACACCAUGAAACCAAAGAAGCAAUAUCGUCGAAAGUUAAGAGAAGAAUUUGUUUUUAUUCCUGCAGCCGCAUUAGACUUAUUUGAUUACAUGCUCGCCUUGGAUCCUAGUAAGCGCUGCACUGCAGAACAGGCUCUUCAGUGCGAAUUCCUUCGGGACGUGGAGCCCUCAAAGAUGCCUCCACCAGAGAGGUUUUUACACGCUGAGGCAAUGCACCAUAGUAAGAUGGCUGAGAGUCUUCCUUUAUGGCAAGAUUGUCAUGAGCUGUGGAGUAAAAAGCGAAGAAGACAGAAGCAGAUGGGCAUGACUGAUGAUGUUUCAACAAUUAAAGCCCCCAGAAAGGACUUGUCUCUUGGCUUAGAUGACAGCAGGACCAGCACACCACAGGGCGUGCUGCCGUCUUCACAGCUGAAACCUCAGGGCAACUCGAACGUAGCACCUGUAAAAACAGGCCCUGGACAGCAGUUAAACCACAGUGAAUUGGCAAUUCUACUAAACCUACUACAGUCUAAAACAAGUGUUAAUAUGGCUGAUUUUGUCCAAGUGUUGAACAUUAAGGUAAACUCUGAGACUCAACAGCAGCUAAAUAAAAUAAACCUUCCUGCUGGAAUUUUGGCAACAGGUGAAAAACAGACAGACCCAUCCACACCACAACAGGAGUCUUCGAAACCAUUGGGAGGAAUUCAGCCUUCUUCUCAGAGCGCGCAGCCUAAAGUGGAGACUGAUGCUGCCCAGGCGGCCGUGCAGAGCGCGUUUGCAGUUCUGCUGACUCAGUUAAUAAAGGCCCAGCAGUCCAAGCAGAAAGACGUGCUACUGGAAGAGAGGGAAAAUGGGUCGGGACAUGAAGCAUCAUUACAACUCAGGCCACCUCCAGAACCUAGCACUCCGGCAUCGGGGCAAGAUGACCUCAUUCAGCACCAAGAUAUGAGGAUGUUGGAGCUCACCCCAGAACCGGACCGGCCUCGUAUCCUCCCUCCUGAUCAGCGACCUCCUGAACCGCCUGAACCACCACCAGUCACCGAAGAAGAUCUGGAUUAUCGGACAGAAAACCAGCACGUACCCACCACCAGUUCUUCGUUAACUGACCCUCAUGCCGGAGUGAAAGCCGCCCUGUUACAGCUGCUCGCUCAGCAUCAGCCCCAGGAUGAUCCCAAAAGAGAAAGUGGUAUGGAUUACCAGGCAGGAGACACUUAUGUGCCCACAUCAGACUACAAGGACAAUUUUGGAUCCUCUUCUUUCUCUUCCGCUCCUUAUGUUAGCAAUGAUGGUCUGGGAAGUAGCUCUGCUCCUCCACCAUUGGAACGACGUAGCUUCAUUGGAAACUCAGAUAUUCAGUCUUUGGAUAACUACAGUACUUCUUCAUCUCAUUCUGGUGGUCCACCUCAGCCUUCUGCCUUUUCCGAGUCAUUUCCCAGUUCAGUAGCUGGAUACGGAGACAUUUACCUCAAUACUGGUCCCAUGUUGUUCAGUGGAGACAAGGACCAUAGAUUUGAAUAUAGCCAUGGCCCCAUUGCAGUCCUGGCGAACAGCAGUGACCCUCCCACAGGGCCAGAGAGUACUCAUCCUUUGCCAGCAAAGAUGCACAACUAUAACUAUGGUGGUAACUUACAGGAAAACCCGGGUGGCCCUGGCCUCAUGCAUGGACAGACCUGGACUUCUCCUGCCCAAGGACCUGGAUAUUCACAAGGAUACAGGGGACACAUUAGCACAUCAGCUGGCAGAGGUCGAGGCAGAGGGUUACCAUACUGAGUAUCUGUUUUUCCUCAGGCACAUCAUUUUUAUCUGGAAAGACUUUUCUAGCUGCAAUUUAAGGCAGCAAUCCAAGAGACUUGAAUAAUAUUAAUUCAACAACAGCUUUAUUUUUAUGUGGAAAGGGUCUUGCAUACAAUAGUUAAAAAAAAAAGAAAAAAAAACCUUUGCUUAAAUUCAUGCUGUUCUAAAAACUAGAUCUAUUGAUUGUACAUCUUCACAAAUUCUAGUUAACAGUUUUAUUUUGUAUUCUUGCAGUUUUACGUGGAUGCUAAUCUUAGGGACAUAAGAGUCUUUUAUGGCCCUCUUGCAGAUCUUCUGAACUAUGCACAUUUGUGCUUUUUUUGUAAGUUUGGACCAACUUUUAUGUAACAACCAACCAACCCCGCCCCCCCUCCAGUUUUACAACAAUCAGAAAGGGCACUGAUUUAUUUGGUAUUUUUCUUUUUACAAAGCUACCUUUAGUCAAAGGUCACUGUCAGUCUUUGCACCUGCUUCCAGUGUUAUUGUGAAAGGUGUACUUUGUGCUCACUUCAGAAAAUAAAACACAACCUUUCUCUUGAUGCAACAGUUUUAUAAAAAAAAAUGGUCAACGUUAUUUUUGUUUUAUUUUGCAGAUUAUCAUAGCCGAGCAAAAUGCAUUCAAAUGAAAUAGUGGGUUUUAUAUGAAAAAUAUGGGGUGGGGAGGGUAAGUAAGUGCCUUAACAGGUAAGCUGAAGGUCUGAAAAAGCAGUUAACCUUUACACCCAUUUGUCUUCUAAAGGGAAUCAAUACUGUAUUGAAGAGGCAGGGAGCUCUCCAGUGUUUAGGGACUGCUGCCUGUUCAGUUCCCGCUAGACUCAUUCCCUCUGCCUGUCACACUUUCUUCUUUCCUGCCUGUCUUUGGGCUAUGUUACCUUCCACUACCACCUUGUCUUGAUAGGAGCGUGAGAGCAAAGAAAGGGAUUAGAACUCCAGUCAGUACCUUGUUACUUCCAAGAAGUUCUAAAAAGUUACAUCAGUUAAGUGGUUGAAAGUAAUAGCUAAAUGAGAAUUUUAGAGUACCCGUUUUCAGGCUGCCAUAUUGUCCCUGUUUUCCUUUUGCCAUGGAUAAUUGGAGGGCAGUAGUACAGAAGCAAGGCUUAAUAAACAGAAUUGCCUGAUUCUAUUAAAGUUCAUGGGGGGAGGGGAGGCAGACAUCAUAUUUUAAGUUACGCAAUUGCCAUUUUAAGAAAAAGCCGUUCAGUUUGUUAACUAGAAACUUUGCCUACACCGAAUUUAUUGAAACAAAAAGAAAAAGUAGUGAGAGAAAACCUCUUCUCUUCCUUCCUCUCACCUUCUGUGAGGUUUAUUAGGACUUCUGCCAGACUUAGAGCAACUUUAGUUCAUUUUAGCAUUUUUCUCUUUUAUUAAAAGCAGCAAAGAAGGAUGGACUAACCCUUAUGUAAGCUGUAAUGGUGUCAAGUCUAACUAACUUCUCGUGCACGCUCAGGUACACGUACAAUUACAAUAAAUUCUCAAAAGGAACCAAAGGUGAAUAACCAGUGUUUCCAGUAUCCCUGAAUGGAAAAAUAAACUCUGGAAAUGAGAGCUGUGCCAAUUAACCAUUUUGUUUUAACUGUUCUUUCUCCUGGUAACUUACUUUUUCAUUGGAAUUGUAAAUCGGAAGAACUGUUUUAGAAUGGAAAUUUGCUCCAGUUCUAAAGUCAGUCUUUUAACCCCAUGUCCUCUGACUUGUGAACCUUCAUUUCAAAAUACUAUAUGGGAAGCAUUACAGUUUGGUGACAGCAAGGAUAUUUUAAAGUGGAUAUUUUACCAUUUUACUGCUAUAAAAUGAGUUGAUGUCAGUUGAUCAUUUUAUUUUUUUGAUGGAAUUUUUUUUUAUUGGGGAGAAAAAUGAAUGGAAGAAAAAUUAUUUUGCUUUUAUUUGAAUUUUGAGUACUAACAACUUAAAACUACGUUGCAGGAGGUGAAGAAAUACUUCAAAUUUAGCAAAAUAGCUACAGUAUUCAACUAUCUCAAAUUUUAAUAUGGUGAGUCUUAGCGCUUUAGACUUUCCUAUAAGUGACAGUAUCUAAGUUAUUCUUAAUAGUCACACUUGAUAAUUCUGCUGACCAUAGCAGCUAACCGAAAAUUGAAGAUAUUUAUGUGACAUGAAUAGCCUGUGUUUUAAAAAUUAAAUAUUUUAUAUAAAAUUGAA
Molecule: messenger RNA, 6772 nt
Organism: Neofelis nebulosa (Clouded leopard)
Lineage: Eukaryota; Metazoa; Chordata; Mammalia; Carnivora; Felidae
Gene: CDK13
Product: cyclin dependent kinase 13
Exons: 15
Coding region: 1-4593 (1530 amino acids)
Biological process (GO): protein phosphorylation; transcription elongation by RNA polymerase II; positive regulation of transcription elongation by RNA polymerase II
Cellular component (GO): nucleus; cyclin/CDK positive transcription elongation factor complex
Molecular function (GO): ATP binding; cyclin-dependent protein serine/threonine kinase activity; cyclin binding
Source: RefSeq, a predicted model, not a curated record